GCAUUGUGAGGCGAGCACCUGUUGCCCUGGCAACUGACACCACUGAAGCGACAGGGACGGCUUGGCUUGUGCAAGAGAGCUCCUGUUUGGAGGAAUUCGCAACCUGAUUGUGAGGCAAGAUAGAUGUUUCAAUGCCCUCCCUGAAGACUGGACCCAAGGCCUGUGCCCUUAACUUUGCCUUAGAGAUUUCAACCUUAUUGGAAGCAGACCUCUAUGUCAUUUCUGACAAUUCCAACUCCAUGUCCUGCUCAACUUGGACCUGACCAUUUAGCACCAAUACCACAAUCACAGCCAUGGGACCCCCUGCCCACCUGUUGUCGGGUCAGGUAGGGGCAGAAAAAUGGCACAAGGAUACCCGUACAACAGUGCAGGACACCACCAAGCUGACAAAGUAUUGCGGAAAAGAGGCACUCGAUCUUUGGCGUCCUGUCCGAGCCCCAGGUGAGCCAGAAGAGACCCCAUAUGAGCGCAAGCUUAGGAAAGACUCAUGGAAAUUCAAGUUAGAUAUACUGGCAUCCGGAGAGGUGAACACAAAGCCACCUGAGGGGCCAGGAGUGACCCUGUGGAAGAGCAAAUUUAAACCACCCCCUUGGGUUACCAAGAUAGCCUUGUCCUGCUUCCGAGAUUUCACGAACACCAAGAAUAACGAAUUUGUGGCCCAGUACACCAGGGCAACUCGCCUGGUGGUGAGCCGUCUGCGCCAGGCCUUCAUUGAGAUCAACGAGCAGGUCAAGACACUGGUGCGUGUGAGAGAGCAGCUCGAUGCCACGCUGGCUAAAAUUCGCCAAAGCCUCAUUACCAACAAGCAGAGCCAAGCCAUCCGGGAGCACCGGCCAACAUCAGAGAAGAUAUCUGACAAGGUGGAUGCAUUGAUGAAAUGGGAGAAGGAGGAAUUUCUGAAAACAAAAGCCAAGCUAGAGGGAAUGAUGGCCAUGUCAGAAGAUCAUCUCAAGCAACUGGGUACAUGUCGGCAAACCCUAGACAUGCUCUGUGGGGAACGUGGCCGUGUGCUGGACCUGCUGCCGCAGCCUCUACGCAUGAUCCUUCUAGAAGCUGGGCGUGACUCCUGGCUCGGAUUGAGUCGGCCCUCAUCCCCCUGGGUAGAGCGAAAUCAAACACCCACUCCUGACCCCAUUGGACCCUUUACACCAGAAUGUGAAGCGGCUCUUGAGGAUGCCCGGCGCCUCACCUUCCUUUCCAAGGAUGUGUUGCUUAAGUUGCAGGAGGUCAUCCAUGAGGCACAGAACAUCCGCAAUACAGCCCACAACUCCAUUGAAAGCAGUCUUCAAGGCAAGAGGGAUGAGACUCUCUGUCACAAGGAGCGGUUGGACAUGGCUCUGGCAGGAACACGCGGCACCCUGCACCGCUGCCAACGUUUCCAGCAUGAGAUGCGGGUCACCCGGGGAAUGGCCCUGGGCCCGGAGAGCAGCAAGUAUCUUGAGACACGAGAGAAGUUGACACGGCCAGUGGUGAAGGUGUACCAAAGACAUGUGGGAACGCAGCUGCCUGAACCUGCAAUCCUCAACCAGUCCACUGCAGAGUUAGAUCGCUCCAUAGUUGAAACAGAGAAGAACAUCCAGCAGCUCCACGGUACCCGGCGUUACUUGCGCCAAUGCAUCCACGAAAAGCAGACAGGCUACGAAGUAGAUGGCAGCAUCAAACGCUUGCGGCAGCGCCGCAUACACCCCCGCACCUGCCUGCAAGAGACUCUUCAGCUAGUCUACACCUAGGAAGUGCAGCAAAUGAGUAGCGAGAGAAUGAAAAUGAAGAGCUGGAAACCUGAGACUGGCCCAGAAUAUUUUCUUCCCUACUGGGAAACAGGGAACAUACCUGUUCCAAAGAGAGCAAGAGAGAGGGCCCACACCAGAGGAAGUCUGGGGCAGGGCAGAUCAAAAACACACAGAGUAUUUAAAAGGACUAUCUGGUG
Hemicordylus capensis (graceful crag lizard) is the source of this 1927-nucleotide messenger RNA. RefSeq names its product coiled-coil domain containing 105 (gene TEKTL1). NCBI's taxonomy places the organism in Eukaryota, Metazoa, Chordata, Lepidosauria, Squamata, Cordylidae. The record is from RefSeq and is a predicted model, not a curated record. The transcript has 9 exons. Bases 294 to 1730 code for a protein of 478 amino acids.